Paraphaeosphaeria sporulosa is the source of this 1259-nucleotide messenger RNA. RefSeq names its product chitin deacetylase-like protein. The record is from RefSeq and is a predicted model, not a curated record. Gene Ontology annotation, biological process: carbohydrate metabolic process. Gene Ontology annotation, molecular function: hydrolase activity, acting on carbon-nitrogen (but not peptide) bonds. Bases 117 to 872 code for a protein of 251 amino acids. Lineage: Eukaryota; Fungi; Ascomycota; Dothideomycetes; Pleosporales; Didymosphaeriaceae. The transcript has 2 exons.
AUAUCGACGACCAUGUGCGCAUACGCUUGGUUGAUCGUUUGAUAUAAAACCACAGUCCGCAGCAAAUGUAGGUUUGCGAAUCUCAUCAGUCUUGAAUUUGCUGGAUCGUUGCAAUCAUGGGCUUCACAACACUCCUUGUCGCAUCACUGGCAGCUGCCACUAGCGCAGUGCCUCUCAUGAACCCUAUUCAGGCAAUUCAAGCUGCAGGCCCGCCAGCUGGUCAGGUCAUCACCAAGUGCAGCUCCCCUGGAAUGAUCGCACUUGCCUACGACGACGGCCCAUAUCAAUACACUCAGAAGCUCGCCGAUAUCCUUUCCAACGGCGGCGCGAAGGGCACAUUCUUCGUCACUGGCACGUUGUAUGGCUGCAUCUACAACCAAAAAACCGCCCUCCAAAACGCUUACAAAGCCGGCCACCAAAUCGCCUCCCACACCUGGACGCACCCACAUAUUGGCUCCCUCUCCGCGUCCGCCCUCACCACGGAGAUGACCAAGCUCGAAACCGCGCUCGUUAACAUCAUCGGCGUGAAGCCAACCUACAUGCGCCCGCCCUACCUCGAGACCUCCGGCAGCGUGCUCUCGACGAUGAAGACGCUCGGGUACCGCGUCGUAACCGACGACGUCGACGCUGAGGACUGGAACGGCAAGACGCCGGCACAGAGCCAGGCCAAGUUCCAGGCUGCGGGCGCGGGUGGUAAUGGGCAUAUUCCGCUCAUGCAUGAGACUUAUCAGGGGACAGUGGAGACCCUGACGCCGUGGUUGAUUAACUGGGCGAAGCAGAACAAUUUGAAGCUGGUUACGGUGGCGGAGUGCUUGGGAGAUGCGGGAGGUGCUUAUACCAAUGGAACGGGGAAUGGGCAGUCGAGCUGCUGAAAUGGAUACGGGGUGGAAUAGUGUAUUACGUGCUUGGGCACCCCAACUGAAAAGCGACAUGUUGAUGAUUGAAUCAUGCGAGAUUCUGCUGCUCAGAGCAAGUGCAAGUGCGCAAGUACCAUCCCGUGGCCGACUUGCCACAGAGAUGGUUACAAACUUUCCACGUGCGGCCAUCCGUUCCAGAUCCGCAUGCUCGUCCAUCCUUCCAUCCGCCUGCACGAAACCUCACUCGCUGCUGAUAAUAUCGUCGAUGCAGAUUUUAUACUUCGAUUAUUACAGAAUUACAUCGUUUCCUGCGAUCGGCCUGCUACGGUGUUGCUCCACUCUACUUCUUCUCGGUCGCAGGCCUUGAAGGCCCAUCGACGGCCUUCUCAACCUGUCCCGCAA